AUGGAUGAUGAAGACGAGGAGGUGAUAUUUGAGGGCCAUCCUCUGGACCAAUACCUGAAAGAUAUAGGAUUCAGAGAUUAUGAAAGUGAAACUCCAAACAUUCAGAAGAGAUGCGAGAAAGUAACUGAGAAAUGUAGCAUUUCUACAAGGAUAUUGGAUUUUACCACAAUUCGUGAAGUCAUAGACAUCAUCACACAAAGCAGACUACUGUCUGAGGAAGAUUUUAAUUUAAUUUCCAGUUUGGACGUUGAUAAAGAACAUCAGCGUACACUAAGUUGGCAUGUGCUGCCUUUAGGUGGGCUUGUAGGUGCAGUUACAUGGACACUGAAGAGCCCACUGCUUAUAAUAGGCAUCCCUACACUACUACUGUAUGCUGCAGUGCGCUUGGCAGGCGAACGGUAUCACAGACGCUGCUUGCGGUCCGUGGCGGCUCUUGUUGGAGCAUUGCAGGAACUGCAGACCACUUCCAAGAAGGCACUCAGACGUGUGCAGGAGAAUGAGCUGAUUGCACGAGGUUUCAUGUUCUCUGUAACAGGUAGUUCUGUUGAACGACUAGAAAAUUCAUCUCUACCAAGCCUGACACGACGAUGGCACACACUACCUGGUCUUCGUGAAGGUCUGUUGUCUGCCUUAACUGCAGCUGUGCAGAGCCUUACUGAAGCGACACGAGUUCUUGUAGAGCAAUACCCUUUGAGAGGGCAGCUGGACAGGCAGCAGUUCUACCUAGCAUUUCAAGAGGCCGAUUUUCUCAACGCCAUUGGUGCUACCUGUGAAGAAGACGGCAGCAUCUCACAAGAGGUCAAAAUUGAUGUGCUAAAGGUUCUGCAGAAUUGCUAUCUUUUACUGCAGUCAGAGUUCCUUCGCCGCCUCGUUCUUACUUUCCAUCCUGAAUUGAGAGCUGAACCAUCACGUGUCAACCCAAAGAUUCUGUAUGAGCUCUUAGAAGACAUAUCAACACUUACCAAACAACUCAAUACAGAAUAUCGAAUUUUCAGCACAUAUGGUGUGCCCAGAAGAUCACCAAGUAGUGAACCACCUGCCAGUACUCCACCAAAAAAGCUAAAAUAUGAUGCUUUAUUUGUUUCGGUUCACAGCACCACAUUACAUCUACAAAACAUUCUGUAUCGAACUCAUGUUGUUGAAGAAUAUCUGGAAACUAGGGAAAAUCUUGAUGACUUAAACAGUGAAUUGUCAACACCAGAUUUGCAGACUGCAUUGAAUGAUAUCCUGAAAGAGCUCGAUAUGUGCAGGAGUUGUUGUGAGCGAGGAAUAUCAUUUCUGAACACUUUAAACAAUCCAGAACUGCCAAAAAAUUUGGAAGAAGAGGAGGAUUGGCCUGCUAGAAGCCACAGUGGGAAUGAAAAUAUUAAACAAAUACAUGUUGGAAAAACAGACCUAGAUCCUGAUGUAGAAGAUGAAGUGUUUGAAGCCGUAAGCACUGCAGACUAUUUUGAUGAUGAAAUUGACUUAUAUGACAGUACUGAAUGUAGCAGAACUGAAAAACAACAACAGAAGAAUUGCUCAAAACUGAUGUUAGAUGAACUAAAAAGUAUCCUUGUUGACAAAGCAAAAGAGUGGAAAGAACGAGAGGAAAAGGCUCUCAAAAAUAAAAGAGCUAGAGAGGGGAUAUGUGAAGCAGAAAUUGUUGUUAAAGAGACUGAGUUAGCAGAUACAGUGGCUUUAAAGACUGAAAUUUCUGAUAGUCAGAGCAGACCCGUGGAAGAGGCUGAGUUAGCAGAUACAAUGGCUUUAAAAACUGAAACUUCUGUUGACCAGAGCAGGCCAGUUGAAGAAGGGGUCAAGGAUGUGUGUGUGUCUGACCCUGAAUUUGAAGAAUGUCAGCAAGCUAACAGUGGAGUUUGUUAUGAAGACAAUUCCUCAUUCACAAGUGAAGGGGCCGACAGGGAUCUUAAUCAUAGAAAAAUAGUAGGUUCAGAAAACGGAAAAACUGACAGUAACAUUAAAUACUCAGAAAAUUAUAAUGUGCAUGAGAUUGGUGUGUUUAAGGUUGGACUUUCUUCUCCAUUUGGGUUGCAGUCAACACCUUUAUCACAUAGAUUCAUGUUGAAAGAUUCGGAAACCUUUUGUGGGACUGGGGAACACUCCAGCAGUGAAGAUAGUGAUAAUGCCUAGGUUGUUACUUUCACAAAUGAAGGUGAACAUAUGUUACUACACUGCACAACUUGGAUUUUGACAAUAUGAUGGCUCAGGAGUACAGUAAAAAUUCAUAUGCUCAGUUUUGAAUGGUUGCCAUGAUAAAUACUUUUAAAUCGUUAUCACAAUGAAAUGGUUUUAUUGUGGUUUUUUUUUUAAUGUCUUAGCGGCUGUUAUUUGUUUGUCAGGUUGCAAAUUUACAACAGCUUAUAAUACAUUUCCAACAGUGCACAAUAAUGUUUUGGCAGUCCAAAAUAAAUUUGCAACUGAACACAUACUCUCUGGGGUGUGUGUUGUGUGUUGGUCUCAGUAAAUCUCGGUGUUCUUUUAUGGUUCCUUCUUAUCAGUGCACCUCUUUGUUCCUUUUUGUUGACAGCAGGUUUUAUGAAGCAGCUUAACUGUUCACAUCGUGUAUAGUUCGGUCCUGACAUCCUAAUGGAGUCUUUAGGUGUGUGUGACAAGUGGAGAAAACAAGUUGGUGGCCAGAUUGAGGUACUUUUGUGACAAGUCCACCAAUUAAAAAAGAAGUAUGUUUACUGUGUGUCACGUGUGGUAGAAUGUGGAGAGGUUCCCUCAUGCUGAAAGUAUGUUGUGGCAAUCAUAUUCUGUAAUAUGUUCUCACAAUUUACUUUUAUUUGUACUAUGUUGGUUGUCAUGCAGCUAUCAGUUAUUAUUAUCCUCUAAAUGAGACUUCAUCAGACAGAAGCACAGCAUGACUGGUAUUUCACCAGUGGGAAAGUUCCUGCUGCUCAGCACUGUCUUCAGUGAGGUGUUGCAUGUGCUGUAGGUGAAAUAUGUACAAGUUUUCUUCAUGUAAUGGUCCCCAUGAAACUGAUAUUAGAACAUUGUGACAUGCAGAAACUUGUCACAUGCCAAUUAUAUGACUACAAUAAAUUAUAUUAAUGAUGUAUUGCAGUUUCUAAAGAUUUUGUUGAACGUCUUAUUCAGGUGAAAUAUGGAAAUCCAGAUUUCAAAUUGUCAGAAACAGCUGUUUAUAUUUUUCUAUAAUAUCUUGAUCACAUCCAGCAGAGAAACCAGAAAUAAACAUUGAGUAAGUUUUAUUGAAAACAUGUAGAAUUUUUAGUGGCUGUCUGUACAGUAUCACAAUCGAUUAUAAAUUAUUUGGUCUGGCUUAA
Schistocerca americana (American grasshopper) is the source of this 3290-nucleotide messenger RNA. RefSeq lists its product as uncharacterized. Lineage: Eukaryota; Metazoa; Arthropoda; Insecta; Orthoptera; Acrididae. The transcript has 7 exons. Gene Ontology annotation, biological process: cell-cell adhesion. Gene Ontology annotation, cellular component: plasma membrane. The record is from RefSeq and is a predicted model, not a curated record. Bases 1 to 2133 code for a protein of 710 amino acids. Gene Ontology annotation, molecular function: myosin binding.